This is a messenger RNA of Electrophorus electricus (electric eel), 3296 nucleotides long. NCBI's taxonomy places the organism in Eukaryota, Metazoa, Chordata, Actinopteri, Gymnotiformes, Gymnotidae. The record is from RefSeq and is a predicted model, not a curated record.
CUAGCUAAUUUUAAACCAUAAACUCUAAAAAACAGUAGCAUUUGACGGUGUUGUCGAAGUUGUCUUUACUCCUGCAGCAGUUUCUUAGCUAACCGCUUUUGACGUCCAGAAUGGAAUUCGCGGAGCUGAUCAAGACUCCGCGAGUGGAUGGCGUUGUCCUCCAUCGUCCUUUUCUGCCCACCGUGGAGGGAACUCUGUGUUUGACAGGACACCACCUCAUUCUGUCCUCUCGCCAGGACAACACCGAAGAACUCUGGCUGCUUCAUGCUAACAUCGACGCCAUCGAAAAGAGAUUUAUUGGCUCUCUUGGAACAAUUAUUGUGAAAUGCAAGGACCUGCGAAUCAUUCAGUUGGACAUACCUGGGAUGGAGGAGUGCCUCAACAUUGCCAACUCCAUUGAGGCAUUGUCCACACUUGACUCCGUUUCCCUGAUGUAUCCCUUCUUCUACCGCCCAAUGUUUGAGGUCAUUGAGGAUGGAUGGAACUUGUUCUUACCCGAGGAAGCUUUCAAAGAACUGGAAUCAAUGACAGAUGAGUGGAGGCUUAGUGAAGUGAACAAAGACUUCAGCAUUUGCCCCUCCUACCCAGCACUGGUUACUGUGCCCAAGGACAUAGAUGACGACUCCUUGUGCAAAGCUGCUACCUUUCGCCAUGGUGGACGCUUCCCUGUGCUCAGCUACUACCACAAGAAGAAUGGCAUGGUGAUCAUGCGAGCAAGCCAGCCUCUCACUGGAACCAGUGGGCGUCGCUGUAAGGAGGAUGAGAAGCUGAUCAACGCCACGCUCCGUGCAGGCAAGCGCGGUUACAUCAUUGACACACGCACUAUCGCUGUAGCGCAACAGGCGAAGGCUCGGGGAGGUGGCUUUGAACAGGAGGCCAACUAUCCACAGUGGAGAAGAAUCCACAAAGCCAUUGAGAGGACCAAUAUUCUACAGGAGAGUCUGAUUAAGAUAGUGGAAGCGUGUAAUGACCACUCUAACAGCAUGGACCGCUGGCUUAGCAAGCUGGAGGCCUCCAACUGGCAGAGUCAGGUUAAAGAGAUCCUCACCACUGCCUGUCUUGCUGCUCAGUGCAUCGACAGAGAAGGUGCAUCUGUGUUGGUCCAUGGGACAGAGGGCACAGACUCCACACUGCAGGUGACAUCCCUGGCCCAGAUCAUCCUGGAGCCAGCUUGCAGAACGGUGCGUGGCUUCCAGGCCCUGGUGGAGCGCGAGUGGCUACAGGCAGGUCACCCGUUCCAGCAGCGCUGUGCCCAGUCGGCCUACUCUAACGAGAAGCUGCGGAGCGAGGCACCCGUCUUCCUGCUCUUCCUGGACUGUGUGUGGCAGAUCCUCCGCCAGUUCCCAUGCUCCUUCCAGUUCAACGAGCACUUCCUGGUUAUGCUGUUUGAACACACUUACGCCUCCCAGUUUGGCACCUUUCUGGGGACCACGGCAGCCGAGAGGGUGAAACUGAAACUCUCCCAGAAGACUGUGUCCCUGUGGUCGUGGGUGAACAGGCCUCAGGAGCUGGAGCGCUUCCUCAAUCCACUCUACGAGCCCAACAGCCUGGUAAUCUGGCCGUCUGUCGCCCCUCAGAGCCUGCUGCUGUGGGAGGGCGUGUUCCUGCGCUGGAAUCGCUCCACCAAGUGUCUGGAUGAGGCCUAUGAGGAGAUGGUCCAUAUUAUUGAAUACAAUAAGGAGCUACAGCUCAAGGUGAACAGCCUGAGAAGACAGCUGGCUGAGCUGGAGACGGAAGACGCACUCCCGCAGACUCCUUAGUGCAGGCAGCUUGAGUGUACUGGGAGAUUUCAACGGAGCGCUACUCUUCAGUUCCCCUUCAGCACUACGGAGAUUCCUCAUUCAUGUACACCUGUGCAUACACACAGCCUUACACAGUCAUUCUUCACUUUUGCUUUCUCUGAAGUCUUCUUAGUUACUGUAAGGCUUACCUCUCGCCUCUGAUUCUCACUAGCCCUUCACUCUGCUGAGACCAGUCCGUUAGCUGUAGUAAUGUGUCGCUCUCCUGGCUUAGUCCCUUAAACACACACUAUAUUAACACUACUGUAUAUGUCUGUGGCUUUGGAGCACAUUUCACUCGCUAAACACUAUUAACAAAGAAUGGCUGCAUACUUGAGAAGAUUCAUUGUGAUGUGGGUGUCUACACUGAAUUGUCCAGUUAUUUUCACUUUCUCAGACAAAGGGACAGUGACUACCCUAAAACAUUUGACUUCUGAAAUUGUGGCCAUGCCUUCGUUGUAUGGCAGUUCUGGAUAACUUGUCAGGAUCAUUUCAAGACUUUUAAAAGGGAAAUAGCACAGCUUUGAGUUUUGGAGGUCAGAACUGUACAGUCAAACCAUGACUAGCAUGCAUAUGGCUUUUACAAACUGGUUACAAUCAAUGUGGUAUCAAGAAUAAGAUUAUUCAUCUGACUUCCUUUUUAUGUGCACUAUCUGCAUGACUAAACUCAUAAUCCUGUCAUUCAGGUUUGGGUGAGAAGCUCAGCAGCAGGACAAAGAAGAUUCAUGGGUCCAUGUAUUUCACACAUGCACAUUCUUAGUUUGUAACUCAGUGUCUCCUUUUGUUCUUUGGGUUUUAUUUUUGUCAUAUUGUUGCCAUAAGACUUAAGGGAUUCACUAAGCAAAUAAUGCCUUCUGUAUUGUUGAAUUCCUUCUGGUGUUUCAUUACCUUUCAAUUGUUUCGCAUAAACUGAGUAGCCUGGGUACUAAGCAGGGUCUCAUUUCCCAAAAAGGUGUGACUUGCUCUACAGUGACUAACAAAAGGUCAUUUGAAUUGUUAUUGUGAAUACCAUGGCACCCUAGAAUGUUCUUAAGUCAGCUUGUGUUCAGAAAGGGGGUGGGUGUGCGCGAAACAAGACCAAUACAGCAAAUGGGGAAAAGCCCUAUUUCAAUGUCAUCUUUUCGUUAAUGAGAUAUGGUUUGACUCAUUAGUGGUAGUUUUGUGGAUAUAAUUGACCUGAAUGGCAACCAGAUUAAAGACUGAAAUGUUAACCAAAUAUUUAGUGUAUUCUAUACUCUGUUUACUCACAAUAUUUGGAUGGUAGGGGCAGGCCUUUAGGUCUUACUGGAUGAUAUAUGCUUAACUGCUCUGAGCUAUCUGCUCAGUGCAGUGCCUUGAAAGUGAACCGUUUUUUGUACUUGCAUUCAAUGGCUAUAUUUGUCUGCAACACACUGCACAUUUUUUAUGUGUAUAUGUUUUAAUUGAUGUAUGUUCUGUGGGCAUUAAAAUGACAAUGCAGAUGCUAUGUUUUGGUAUGAAUUCAACAAACUCAAUAAAUGCUACUUAUCAUGAGUGUAA